Stylophora pistillata is the source of this 2030-nucleotide messenger RNA. Its product is annotated as cytosolic beta-glucosidase. The record is from RefSeq and is a predicted model, not a curated record. Lineage: Eukaryota; Metazoa; Cnidaria; Anthozoa; Scleractinia; Pocilloporidae. Gene Ontology annotation, biological process: carbohydrate metabolic process. Gene Ontology annotation, molecular function: beta-glucosidase activity.
AUGAAGGGAAACUACAGUGCAAGCUGGCUUAAUUUACCAGUUGAUUUUCUUGUUAACUAAUUCUCUUUUCCCCUUAAAGCGGAAACUUUCGAAUGAUUUUAAUCACGUUUAUCAAAUUUACAUUUUUAUUUCAGCUGAUCUUGGUAUUUCUUGAACCUGAGGCCGCUAUGUCGUCUCCGAAAGCUACCCCCGGAGCAGAGAAAGGCUUUAUUCGUGGGGAAUUUCCUGAGGAUUUUAUUUGGGGAGCAGCGACCGCAGCCUAUCAGAUCGAAGGUGCUUGGAACGAAGAUGGAAAAGGCCCUAGCAUUUGGGAUACUUUCAGUCACAUUGGGGGUAAAAUCCAUAACAAUGACACUGGGGAUGUCGCAUGCGACAGCUAUCACAAAAUCGAAGAGGAUGUAUCACUUUUAAAGAACCUCGGUGUUGGUUACUACCGAUUUUCCGUGUCAUGGUCCCGAGUGUUGCCCCAGGGAACAGCAGACAAAGUGAAUCCCCUUGGGAUUAAGUAUUACAACAGAUUGAUUGACAAUCUGUUAGCCAACGGGAUUAAGCCCGCCGUGACCCUCUACCAUUUUGACCUGCCGCAAGCAUUGCAAGAUAUUGGUGGCUGGCGCAAUCCUGAAAUAUCUAAUAUCUUUAAUGAUUAUGCCCGAUUUUGUUUCAAAGAGUUUGGAGACAGAGUUGAAAUGUGGCUUACAAUUAAUGAACCUCACGAGGAGGCACUAGACGCUUAUGGUCUUGGUGCUUUUGCCCCUGGGAUUAAGGACAUGGCCAGUGGACCUUACCAGGCUGGCCACAACAUGUUGCUUGCCCAUGCAAAAGCAUGGCACACUUAUGACAAAGAAUUUAGACAAAACCAGAAAGGGAAGGUGAGCAUUGUGGUAAAUGCACAGUGGUUUGAACCCAAGACUGACAAGGAAGAAGAUAUCAAUGCAGCUGACCGUGGCAUGCAGUGGUUCCUGGGUUGGAUGGCCCACCCCGUGUUCAUUAAUGGUGACUAUCCAGAGAUCAUGAAGGCACGCAUUCUGGAGAAAAGUAAAGCUCAAGGAUUGCCUUCCAGGCUUCCAUCCUUCACCUCAGAACAAAAGAGGUUGCUUAAGGGAACUGCUGACUUCCUAGCUCUUAAUUUCUAUUCAGUGUCAUUUGCAGAACAUCAUGACUUGUCCCAAGAGAAAAAUGUCACGUGGGGCUACUUUACUGACCAGGAAAUGAAGACAUCACGGGAUCCAACAUGGCUAAAAGGGGACCCCUCUUGGUUAUAUUGUGUUCCCUGGGGUAUGCGCAAAAUGCUAGUGUGGUUGAAAGAACAAUACAACAAUCCUGAAAUUGUUGUUACUGAAAAUGGUUUCAGUGCUUAUGGUGAACACGACCUAGAAUUACCUGCUGCUCUCCAAGACAGAGACCGUGUCACAUAUCUGAGAGGAUAUAUUAAUGAAGCUUUAAAAGCCAUGAAACUGGAUGGUGUCAAACUGAAGGGAUACUUUGUUUGGUCGCUUUUGGAUAACUUUGAAUGGGAUGAUGGCUAUCGGUUUAGAUUUGGCAUUCAUCAUGUGGACUUUAAUGAUCCCAAGCGGCCACGGACCCCAAAGCUUUCAGCUGAGGUGUUCAAGACAAUUGUGCAAGAUAAUGGCUUUCCUUAUUAAUGAUAUAAAGGAAACUAUUAUAGUUUCUGAUUUUUUAAUUUCCUUUUUACUUGUGUGAAGGACUUUGUCAUAAAACAGAGCCAAGACUAGCUACUUGUAGUCUCUGCUAAACAAAUUAAGCUUUGUUAGAUAAUUUAUCACAGUAAGGGCUAAAGGUAUGGGAAGGGCGAUUCUCAUGAUCUGGUACCAAUAGGUUGGAGAGGGGGUAGUUGAAGUUGUUGACUUUGGAAUGUCUAUAGAUAUACUUUUCAAUUUAUAUUAGAAGAGAGGAACUUGGAAAUACUAAUAAGGUGACAAAAGAAACUUGGCAUGAGCUGUCAACCUCUUUUGCAGCUUUUACACUGUUUGUAUACGUGAAAAAAUUAAAGAUAAAAAUUGAUUGCUUCA